AUGUUUUUCAUUGGAAAUGCAUUUACUUAUUGCUCCGUAAUGACAGAAGAAGACGCAAAUAAUUAUGCAAAAACAGAUAAUCAUGCUUUUCCAAAAGCAAGAGUUAAUUUGCCUCUUAGUAAUUUCCAAGCAUUUGCAAACGCAUUUGAAUGCCCUUCUGGAACAAAAAUGAAUAAUAAUGAACAAAAAUGUCAACUUUGGUAAAAAAUUAGUAUCAUUUGUUUUUAUUUUUCUAUUUUUUAAUCAUUAGUAUCAUUGUAAUGUCCGUGUUUGGAAAAAUAAUAUUUAAAUUUGUUUCAUAUAUUUAUUUUAUUAAUUUUGCCUUUUCACUCAUAUUCAAAUAUUUCCUUUGUUUAACACUCAUCAAUUUAUAAUCUUUUCAUAUUAAUUUACAAUAUUUCAAAUUUACUUUUAUAUAUUCAAAUACCCGACACAUCAACCUAUUCCUUAUCAUCAUUUUACUUUGUACUUUUCCACCCAUUUUCUCUUGUAUAUAAACCCCAACUUAUUUCCUCAUUCGGGACCUCCUUACCGAGGGACCUCCUUAGUAGAGAACUUUUCCUAGCCCACAUCCGAUUGACCGUUAUUGCUUGUAU
Meloidogyne enterolobii is the source of this 596-nucleotide messenger RNA. The record is from the annotation of a GenBank genome assembly. NCBI's taxonomy places the organism in Eukaryota, Metazoa, Nematoda, Chromadorea, Rhabditida, Meloidogynidae.